CUGCCAGGGAGGUGCCGCGAGGGGCGGCGCCGCUCCGCCGCUCGGUCGCUCCGCCGUUCCGGGUUUUCGUGGCGGCUGCAGAAAGAGCGAGGGAAGCAAGAGGGAAAAGCACAGUCAAACCCGCGGCUGCUCCACGGACAGGCGAGGUGGGAGCGCGUUCGCGCUGGGGGCGGGGCCUAGGCGGGGCAGGGAAAGCCCAGCCCCUGCCUGAAGUGGACCUGGCUGCGGCGCUCUCCCCGGCCGGGAACGGUGUUCAGUCACUCAACAAAUGUGGAGCCCUACUGCGACCCGCCCGAUCCUGGAUGCCGAGACACCCGCACUGCGCCAGAAAAACAUGGUCCCAGUCCCAGGAGCGGACAUUCCAGAAACAGACCAUAAAUAAACACAGAAGACACACGAAUGUAAAGUCAGUGCCCGGCUGCGCAUUAAAUCGGGGUGAUGUGAUGGCGAGUGAGUGGGUAGUUAAUUCGGAUGGCUUGGUGAGACGAGGCCUCGCUGAGCAGGUGCCACUGAAGCCGAGGUCUGAAGGCAGAGCAGGAACCUGCGGGCGAAGGUCGCUAUCCGAACCGCGAAUCGCCAGUUUCCCUGGGGAGGUUGGCCGCGGAGGGAUCACUGCUCGAAGGAUCGAGGGAGCGGGCGCUGUAGGUGUUUUCGGCAGAGAUGCCCGCCCGCAUCAGAGUGCCCCAGUGAGGAGGAGACGGAAGAGAGGGCGGGGACCCCGCAGGGCCGAGAGCGCCCUGGGGUUCAGUCCCGGGGCUGGUGGCUGCAGGCGCGGCCUCUAGGUGCGGGCGGAUAACAAAACCCGGCGCCGGAUCGCCCGGCCCGGGUCGCGGGCGCCGCAGGAUGUAGGCAGAAGGCCCGCCUGUUCCGAGCCUUAAAUCAACACCUGCGGUUCCCGGGGGUGCCACCAUUGGGGCCCGCAGCACGGCUCCGCGGCGCUAGGCCCGAGAAACUGAAACUCCCCUAGUCGCCCCUGCCCCCCAGCACUCGCACUAUUGCCUCCAGCCCCGAGCCACCAUUGUUUCCAGUGCCAAAUCGGGCAGCCCCGCUAGCCUCCGGGACCGAACCGCCAGGGGCCCAUAAGCCCCGAGGAGGCUCGUCGGGGACCGCUUCCUUCUCCUCCUGUCGGUAUGCGCAUCGCCACCACCCUCGCUGCAAAGGCCGCCGCCCUCCCAGCGCGCCAUCACCGCCUCCUCUGCCUCUUCCCCUUCCUCAGCCCCGGCCCCUGCAUUGACAUGGCUCGGGCUGCGCCUCACUGCGCCUGCCAACUGUCACACGCUCCGAGGCUUUCAACAGCGGGGCGCCAGGGACAAACAAGCCGCGGCAAGCGCAAACAGCCUGCGCAAACAGGGACGGCCAGGGUGUUGUUUGACCAGCACUGGAAUUGGAAACUAGGUUUCGAAGAAGUCAAAUCGAAGUACAAUAUUGUAUUUUAAACUGUCUUUUGUUAUUACAUCCCUCAGAAUCCACGCUCUACUUGAAACUUCCCGUGGAUACCAACUGCACUUAGAAUAAAAAAUGAAACUCCUUGCCUAACUCUGGGACCUCAUCAGCACAUACUCACCAUGUUUUGGUCACAAAGGCCUUCAUGCUGUUCCCAGAAGUCGCCAAGUUCCAUCCAUCAUUGUUAAUCAUUCCUUUUGCUCGCUCCUCGCACAAGAACUGUUUCUUCUCCUUAGUGCUUUGCCUACUGAUUCCAUCUUGUCCUUUAAGUCUCAGCUCAAAUGUCACCUCUGCAAAGAACCCUCGUCUGACCAUACAUCUAAAAUAGCCACAAACACUCUAUAAAGACUUGGCCUUGCUUUAUUUCCUUCUCAGCACUCAUCACUGUCUGAAACAAUGUUUUGCAUUUGUUGCUUGUUAUCAGUCUCCCUCUCAAGAAUGCAAGCUUUGUGAGGGCAGGGUCGUAAUCUUUUUUAAGGCUGUAUCCCCAAUGCCUGGGUAAGUAUACAAUAAAUAAUUUUUGCAUGAAUAAGUGAAGGA
Nomascus leucogenys (northern white-cheeked gibbon) is the source of this 1983-nucleotide messenger RNA. RefSeq lists its product as uncharacterized. The transcript has a single exon. The coding region runs from base 303 to 782 and encodes 159 amino acids. Lineage: Eukaryota; Metazoa; Chordata; Mammalia; Primates; Hylobatidae. The record is from RefSeq and is a predicted model, not a curated record.